Acanthochromis polyacanthus (spiny chromis) is the source of this 2388-nucleotide messenger RNA. RefSeq names its product bone morphogenetic protein 7-like. The coding region runs from base 186 to 1463 and encodes 425 amino acids. Gene Ontology annotation, biological process: SMAD protein signal transduction. The transcript has 7 exons. NCBI's taxonomy places the organism in Eukaryota, Metazoa, Chordata, Actinopteri, Pomacentridae. The record is from RefSeq and is a predicted model, not a curated record. Gene Ontology annotation, molecular function: growth factor activity; cytokine activity. Gene Ontology annotation, cellular component: extracellular region.
AGGAGCGCACGGCUGUAUCACAUCAGGAUAACGCGCAACGGUAGAUGAUGAAUGAAUUAUACUCAGUGUUAAUAGAUGAUAGUGUGCUUAACUUCCUCCACAUGUAGGAGAUCUGUCUAUAAAGGAACCACAUCUCUUGUCUUAUCUUUCGUGUAGUUAGAGCCGCGCGUAAAAUUGGGUUAAAGAUGGUGACAAGCGCCUUGGCAACGAUAACGAUCCUCGUGUCGUGGGGCUACUGCGUGUUGGCCACGCGGGUCGCCUUCUCCAACUUCUCAGUGGACAGCGAGGUGCGCUCCAGCUUCAUCCAGCGGCGCCUGAGGAACCAGGAGCGCAGAGAGAUGCAGCGGGAGAUCCUCUCCAUCCUGGGGCUGCCGCACCGUCCGCGGCCUCACCUUCACACCAAACGCAACGCUGCGCCUAUGUUUAUGCUGGACCUGUAUAACACCAUCUCCACGGACACGGAGCCGUACGGAUACUCGCAUUACAAGACAGUUUUACCCACGCAGACGUCUUCGGUGGUGACACCGCAGGACAGCCGCUUCCUGGAUAACGCGGACACGGUGAUGAGCUUUGUCAGCCUCAUUGAUCGCGAUCAGGAUCUUCUGUUCCAUCAGCACACGAGAGAGUUUCGGUUUGACCUUUCCCGUAUUCCAGAGGGAGAAGCAAUCACAGCAGCAGAGUUCAGGAUUUACAAGGACUUCAUUCAGGAGCGCAAUGAAAAUGAAACUUUCAAAGUCACAGUCUACCAGGUCCUGCAGGAGCCUCCAAAAAGUGAAGUGGAGCUGCUGCUGCUGGACCAGCGAGAAGUUUGGGCUUCAGAAGAAGGUUGGCUGGUGUUUGAUCUGACCAUGACCAGUAACCUCUGGCUGAUCGAUCCUGAACAGAACCUCGGCCUUCAUCUGGUACUGGAGGACAGCAAUGGCCAGAAGAGAAACCCCCGGAUGGCUGGACUGGCGACAGGCAAUGGGCCUCAGGACAAGCAGCCCUUCCUGGUCGUGUUCUUUAAAGCCAACGGUGUACGACUCCGUAGCGUCCGCUCAGCUCACGGUCACAAGGGGCGGCAGUCGAACCGAUCCAAACCUCAGAGGACUGUCCAGGAUGCACUGAAGGCAGUUGAGGCUGCAACAGAAAACCUCGGCAUCUCCAAAGAGGGAUGUAAUAAGCAUGAGCUGUACGUCAGCUUCAGAGAUUUAGGAUGGCAGGACUGGAUCAUAGCACCAGAGGGCUAUGCAGCGUAUUACUGUGAGGGAGAGUGUGCCUUCCCUCUCAACUCAUAUAUGAAUGCCACCAAUCACGCUAUUGUGCAAACUCUGGUGCACUUUAUUAACCCGGAGACGGUACCCAAACCCUGCUGCGCCCCCACACAGCUCCACGGCAUCUCGGUGCUCUACUUUGAUGACAGCUCCAAUGUCAUCCUCAAAAAAUACCGCAACAUGGUGGUCAGAGCCUGUGGCUGUCACUGACUGCUCGUACCCUCUUCUGUGAGUUCUGCAAAUCUGGAGCGAUGCUGAGGGAACCCAGACGUGGAGCAAGCAGAGACAAGAGAUGAUUGACUGGCUGGUCACCAGGGAGCUGUGGCCUCAGAGCAAGCUUUAAUCUGGGGAUCUGUUUUUAUGACAAGCAGCUGAGCCGGUCUAAACCACUACCACAGCCCCAUUCCAACUACUGCUCACAGAGAAAAGCAGAACAAAGGAUUUUAUUAUUUUUCCUUUUAAUAUGACAAGAAAAAGUGCACUGAAAAGACUUUGAGCAGUUAUUUUUCAAGCUCAAACUUUUAUUUCUAAAAGCAUCAUGUUAAAAACUGUCCCUGUUUGCAGUCAUCAUAUCAUGUGCAGCACAUAUCUGCAUUUGGAUACUGUUUGAGAUGAGAAUAUAAAAUAUUGCCUGUGUGGUAAUGUGCAUUUGAUUGCAGAUUUCACAGCUCGUAAAACUUUAGAGCUCCAUAUUCUCAUUGAACCACUGCACCUUGGCUCUUGGAACAGCUGGAUGUACUUGAGUCCUGAUGAGGAGAAAAAGGAAAAAUCUCCAGCAAAACUCACUGGUGUUGAACUAGUGUUCAGCUGGACAGAUGGACCAGGUCAGCAGUGAGACAUCUGGCAGCUGAUGUGAGGCUCAGUGAAGAAUAACAGCAAUUCAGAACAGUGUGUAGCACACACUGUUGAGCCUGUAGUUCUCUGGUGCAGACAUAUUUCACCACCCUGUCAAAGGCUUAAAGCCGGAGAGAUGUCAGCAUUUCAUCUCCACGAGGUGGACAUUAGGACGUGCACAAUCACCCCUGAUGCAGCUGCCUUCUGGUGUCGGACCAGAGCUGCAGGUGGGCAAACAGUGGCUGUAAUUUUAUUUUGUCACAUUAAAGAAGCAGAAUAAAUGGCAACUAUCAACUAAGAA